Trichoderma breve is the source of this 3393-nucleotide messenger RNA. RefSeq lists its product as uncharacterized. Lineage: Eukaryota; Fungi; Ascomycota; Sordariomycetes; Hypocreales; Hypocreaceae. The record is from RefSeq and is a predicted model, not a curated record. The transcript has 5 exons. The coding region runs from base 1 to 3393 and encodes 1130 amino acids.
AUGUUGAAGAUGGUGAGGCUACAGGCACUCGUAUGCCUCUUGUGUUUUCAAUUGGCCACAGCCCAGGGCUUUCGUGCGCUGAGACGAGACGAACAUUCCAUCUCAUCACCCACUGUGUCAUUAUCCAACCCACAGCCAAGUUCUCAGCACUCGGCUACCAAAAAGCCGGAUGACGAGCACAAACAAACAGACGGCCCUAAAGAGCCAACCAUCACAAAGGCUCCCGGGACAACUGCCUCUGCGGAGACGACAAUUCAAAUCACAACGACGUCGAUUGCUCCAGAGGCACCUCUCAAUAGCUCGACCUUGUUUAACACAACGAUCCCGGCCGGCCAUCUACCAAUCCAACCUACCAUAACUCCAGGAUGGGGUGUUGCCGGCGUCAUUUUGAUGCUCACCGGUCUUGUCUACACCCUAGUAGGCAUCAAAAAUCGAUGGAUUAACUGUUUCUUCUCGGCCGCCUUUAUCACUGCACUUGGAAUCUCGGUUCUUAUCGUCUACAUCAUGAAUGUCCCAGUCAGUCUAGGUAUUCAGGGAGCAUAUGUCGUUGCCGUUACCUUGUCUGGUUGUGCGCUAGGCGGAGCAUCACUGAUCUUCAAAGAUUUGACCGAAGGUUUGGGGUGUGCUCUGGGCGGCUUUUGCCUCAGUAUGUGGUUCCUCUGUUUGGCACCGGGAGGCUUGAUACACGAUACGAUCGGUAGGGCCAUUUUCAUCUCCUGCAUGUCUGUCGUUGGCUUCUGUUUUUAUUUCAGUCGCUAUACUCGGGAUUGGGCCAUGAUUUUCUUGAUGUCCUUUGGAGGCGCGACGGCCAUUGUUUUGGGCAUUGACUGCUACAGCAGAGCCGGACUGAAAGAAUUCUGGGCCUAUAUCUGGAAUCUCAAUGAUAACCUGUUCCCCCUCGGUGCAGACACCUAUCCCAUCACCAGAGGCAUUCGAGUCGAGAUUGCAGCCAUCAUCAUAAUCUGCUUGAUUGGAAUCGUUUCCCAAGUGAAACUUUGGAAAGUGGUUCGAGAGAAGCGCGAAAGAAAGGCCGCAAGUCUUGCUGAGAGCCGGAGAUACUUGGAGGAGGAAGAAGCGAUUGUUGGUCGCAACAUCGAAGCGCAAGCAGCAAGAGAACGAGUCGAGUGGGAAAAGGUCUAUGCAGGCAGAGUCCUGGUCAACAGCAAAAGUACAGCUUCACAAUACUCGGAUGGCACCGACGGUGCCAGCAACAGCAAGAGCUCUCCCGCUGGAUACUCUGGAUCUGCCUAUACAGGCCUCAAAGCUGAUGGUAUCGAGAUGGCAGACCUUUCAGACUCAAGUGCUGCACAUACUGGGUCAGAUGGGCUUGCGUACUCCGAAAAAGCUAAGGGCGUCAAGGUCAUGGUGCGAGUGGCUGCAGAUGAAAUAAUGGAGUCGCCAAACGACAACGAAAAUGAGAUCAAGGAGAAAGUUGUAACUUUCCCAGAAUCUGACGCAGUAUCUUACUAUGGCGAGAGAUCCGCUUCAAAAGGGGAUGUGGCAAAAGGGAAGCAACUCUCCCAAGCAAGCUCGGAGGCCGAUGGUAACUCUCAACAGAGGCACGUCACAACGGCACCUGAAGUUGUACCCCUGCCCUUCAAGAUUCCGAGCGAAGACGACUUGAAAUCCGUUGGCGACCGAUCUUCUGUUGCAACUUUUGCUGACGACGAAGCUAUCGCACCCGCAUCUCUCCCACGAGAUUCUCUUGUCAAGAGGAAGAAAAAUGUUUCCUCUGAGCGUCAAUUAGAGACUGGCGAAAGUACUGAAGAGUUAGUUGAGCCGGUUGUCAUUCCCCACCACGAUGAUGACCAGUCGUCCCUGGCUGCAACUGUUGACUACGACAGCUCGAGCGAUGAUGAUGCGCAUAGUUCAGUCAUUGGCAAUGAGCAAAGAAGGAGUAUUGAGAUUGCUGCGGAAUUGGGCAAUGUUGAAGAGACCGGAGAACCAGAAAAGACGGAAACAGAAAUUGCCGCUGACAACAAUGUUGGCGAGGCAGAUAAUGAGGCAUCUCAAAACGAUGCCGAGCAAAAUAUCGCGCCCAAAUCAGACACAGAACUACAACAAAAAGAUGUCGAGCCAAGCGGAAUGGAUGAGAACCAGGAAAAGGGUAAAGAGGGCUUAGAAGCUAAAACUGAAAAUGCGGCCGACGUUGACGAAGAAAAUUCGCUGCCUCGUGAGCAGGAAUCUACAGCAACUGGAAGCAAUGCGACCUCGAAUCUUGUUAGUCUGACCAAGGACCGAUUGCCUGAAUCUUUGUCCAGAGUUGCCCUUUCGUAUAGAACAAACGAGUGGACCAAGCAUCUCAGCCAUGCGGAUACCCCGGAACCUGAAGCCAUCUACAUCGAGCCAUAUGCAUCUGAACAAGAUGUUCAAGAGGUCCCUAGAUAUGUCGACGUGGAGGACCUUCAGAAGACUGUCGCUGGCGAGAUCAUCUCUCCCCCAGCCGCCAAGAUAUCGAAUUCUAAGACAACACAAGUCUCUUUUGCUCAGCCGAGCCACAGAAACGGCAAAAAGAAGCAUCGUCUUUCUAAUGUGGUUAUAUCAACCGCAGUGCCUCCAAAUGUUGCGAGCCCUAAUGGAAGCCCCGGAUCGCCCCCCAUGGAUGCCUCUCUCCAGCCGGCUUCACCAACCCUGCAACGUACUUCCACAGGAUUUGCUCCAAUUGUCGAAGAACAGGAUGGAGUACAGGCAGCUGGUGUGCCCAUUUCCGAAGAGGCAAUGCAACAAGAUCGCGUCCAAUCGAAUUCGACACCUUUCCGGCCCAUAGUGCCUCGCGUUGUGUCCUUUUCUAAUCCUAAUACCUUGCUUGGUCAACGAGAAUCUGUCCUUCGGAGUAGGUCACAGGGCAACCUUGUUUACAACGUGUCCGAGUUUCCUAUAGAUACGCAAGGAUCCGUUGGUGAUGCCGAGUCGCUCCAUAACUAUCCCGUAUACAGCCGAGUACUGAGUCCCGACCCUGAUGAUCUUCCACUCAAUCGACGGAGAGAAAUUCUACGCCAGAGUAGCAUGACAAAUCUGCCGCCAUCGAAUUUUAGACUGAAUCGCACCAGCAGUGGUGUUGAGGUUUCGGGCAAUACGCAGUUCAACUCCCAUCAGCCGAAGCGAGAAUCUAUGGUCUCAGGGGUAGCUCGAGAGACAAAGCUUGCCAACUUCAGACAGUCUAUAGCUCACGACCUUCAAUCUAUGACUCCUGGUGUACCCAGCAACAUGGGGCAAGUGCAGCGCACUAUUCUAAUGGAGAAGAAGGAAGCUGAAAUGCAGCGGAGGGAGAUGCAGAGACGCCAAAAGGAAUGGAAUGAUCGCAUGUUUGACAGUCGUAUGCGGAGUGGCGACCUCCUGGAGGCACAUCGAGAAGUCAUACGCAAGAUGCAGAGUGCUGCAAGAGAUGCAUAA